Molecule: messenger RNA, 987 nt
Organism: Raphanus sativus (radish)
Lineage: Eukaryota; Viridiplantae; Streptophyta; Magnoliopsida; Brassicales; Brassicaceae
Exons: 6
Coding region: 1-987 (328 amino acids)
Source: RefSeq, a predicted model, not a curated record
AUGAAACGUAAACGUGAUCAUGGCAAAGGUCAACCAAACAAAGAGAAUGAGAGUCCUCAUCAAAAUGAAAACAUUGCCACUGCUGGAAAUGAAUCCGACCAGAGAUGGUGUCAAACUCCAAGACUGCAAAGGGAAAAUCUUACAGUACCAGUACAGUCUAUUUUUUCAAGGCUUUCCGAAGGGAUUUAUAAGAGUCCUGCUACUACAUCUAUUGGUCCUAUAGAUGAACCAAUCUCAAACACUCCAAAAACACCAAGAAACAAACGCAAGACAUUUCUAGAUAUGGGUUUCACGUCAGAUGCUUCUAAGAAUACUCCAGAACCUACAUCAUGUCUCACGGCAUUACCAUCACGAGAGUUAAACACCAGUGAAGACAAAACAGAGCAUGGGGAAAAACCACCAAAACGGAGUAGAAAACACCUACAUGCCAAUUUUACCAGUUCAGCUAUGGGUUUAUUUGGCUCUACCGAACAACAAAUAUCACCAACUCCAGAAACCUCAGCAAGCAAACAGAAGAGGAAUAUAGCUAGCUGUACUCCAGAACAGGGAAGUUGUCUCACUUCAAAGAAACGAAGAAAGAAUCCUCCAGCUGUGUUAAAAGACAUUACAAAAAUAUCUCAGAUCUUUGUAAGAGAUAAGGGAAAUAUGCAAUCAAACACAGUCGAUGGUACAUGCGAAGAUCAUGACAGUGACGAUGAUGAUGCAGACAUCGACAAUGAUAUCGAUUUUAGAGGAGUACUUGAAGAAAUUGAUGAUUCUCUAGAGUUUGACUGUAGUUCCCAGGAGAGUUCUGAUACAGAAACUGAAGAAAACCAUUUUGCUGAUGAUGUUGAGCUGGAAACUGAAUAUCCUCAGUCUUCCUCUCCAACGGAGACGCUUAUUGCAAAGACGAGUGCACGUGCAACUAAGCGGAUGAAAACCAAAUCCAGUGGAAACGAUUACGGUAAGAAUUCACGUUAUGCUUACAUAAUUUUGAUUCUUACAUAG